Molecule: messenger RNA, 4883 nt
Organism: Xiphophorus hellerii (green swordtail)
Lineage: Eukaryota; Metazoa; Chordata; Actinopteri; Cyprinodontiformes; Poeciliidae
Gene: tspan15
Product: tetraspanin 15
Exons: 7
Coding region: 140-901 (253 amino acids)
Cellular component (GO): plasma membrane
Source: RefSeq, a predicted model, not a curated record
ACCUGUAUUUCAGGGCGUUUAUCCAACCGUUCAGCAGCAGCGCGUGCAGGUGUGGCAGCGAUGUCAACCCGGAAGUGAGUUGUUGUCAACACAGCGGGACGCGGCGGCCGUUGAGUCUUUCGCUCCUCCGUCAGAAACGAUGCCUGGAAGCUGCAGCCCUCAAAGAUUUGGCUACACGGUCGUGAAGUUCAUCUUGUUCUCCUACGCCUGCGUGUUUUGGCUUAUAGGCACAUUUAUCCUGGCAAUUGGCAUCUAUGCAGAGGUGGAGCGACUGCGUUUUAAGACCCUGGAUGGUUUGUUUUUGGCCCCGUCUAUAAUCCUCAUCCUGUUGGGAAUUGUGAUGUUCAUCGUUUCCUUCAUUGGGGUUUUGGGCUCACUGAGGGAUAACCUGAAGCUUCUGAAUGUGUUCAUGUUCACCCUGCUAGUUUGCCUGAUCCUGGAGCUGCUGGGAGGAAUAUUGGGAUUGGCUUUUCGCAAACAGACGCUUGACUUGGUGAACAAAAACAUCAGUAACGGCAUGAAAAACUACUACGAUGACCUCGACUUCAAAAACAUCUUGGACUUCGUCCAGAAGAGGUUUCAGUGUUGCGGCGGUAAAGAUUUUCAAGACUGGCAAGUCAACAUAUACCACAAAUGUCCUGGACGUGGACCGCUGGCCUGUGGAGUCCCAUAUACCUGCUGUAUAACCCAGCCUAAUGUAGUGGUCAACACUCUGUGUGGGCACGACGUCUUGAAUAAAACGCGGCCAGAUGCGAUGAAGGAUAUCUACGCGAGAGGCUGCACAUUUGCGUUCAUGCACUGGAUGGAGGACAACUAUACAAAGAUGGCUAUACUGUUGUUGGUUAUCCUCCUGCCUCAGGUAAAAAAUGCACUGCACAGCACAGUUUUCACCCACAGCUGAUUUUAAUAUUUUCAUAGCUCACAUAAAGCUGAUUUGUAUAUAAUGAUAUAAAAUAAUUUUUUAAGAAGUUGUUUGUUCAGGGGGCUCUUUGCAAGAAUCAUACUGGAAAGUUGAGUGGAAGGAAAAAGUGGGGUAGGGGGGUGAAACAAAGCCCAUUCAUUUUUUGAGUAUGUGAAUUUCAAUUUUUCAUAAACUGCAAGACAAUUAUCAACAUCAUUAAAUAUGAAUACCUUUAAAUUUAUGUCACUGUAUAAAUGAAAAUUUUUAAAAUGAAUGAGUAAAGAAAAGCUUUUUGAUACUUUUUAAAGCUUUUCUGAUGCUUGUUUUGCAUCACUGAAAUACCUCAUAUUGUAGUAAUUGCAAUAAAAAACAUAAAACCAGUUAUUUUAGAAUGUAUUCAGCAUAAAAUCUGAUGAUGAUGAUGCAUUGAAACAAAAUGAAACGGCUACAAUAUAAACUCUCCCCACACCAUAAUGCUGCCACCACCAUGUGUCACUGUAUUUUUCUUUACAGACAGCAUGUUGUAUUUAGACAGGAAAUGUUCAGCUUUGGUCUCAUUAUUUAGUAAUUUCGGUCUUUCCAGCCUUCCAUAAAAGUGAGAAUGAUGGCGUGCAAAACUACAUGCAUUCUACAUUUUUCAUAUUUUAAUUUGUAAAACAAUGCUUUAACAUAAAAGAUCCACAUAAAGUUUAUAGAAUUUUGUUUUAUAUCAUUUUGUAUACCUUUGCACCCACCGAUAGUUUGCGCUCGCUGACUACCUCUCAGUGACCCGAGUGGUGUAAGAAUGUGUAGCGUCAAACCCUCUCCCACGCCUCAUGCUGUCCCAGCCUCUUCACAAAUCACAGCGAGACGAGGAGGAGGCAUUUUAAGAAAGUAAAAUUCAACACAUCUGUGACUCAGAAACACAUGUAGGAUCAAACAUUUAUCUUCAUUUUCCAGCCUGAGAUGCAAAUCUGAUGACUAAACGUCAGAAAAUACAUUCCCUCGUUUCCCCUGAACAUGCGACGGCUUCACUUCAUCAGCAGUGAGAGAAACAGAAGGGCAGUUGUAACAAAAUGCUGCUUCAUUUCAUUUACAUUUUCUGUGUAUUUGCAUACAUACUGUACGUUAUUAUGUUGUCAGAACACCAUUCUGGAGCGACAGACACUUACUAACCCACUCUGCAUUAAAUAUCUGUCUUCUACGGUUUGGAUGUAAGAUGCAUGGGACCUUUUUUGUUCCUGACAUUUCUGCCCUUGUACAUCUUCUUGAAAGUUACACAAUGCAUUUAGAUAUGAGCCCCUUUGACAGCUAUGAAUACAUGAAUGUUGAUCGGCUGCGACUGUAAGAAGCCUGUUGGUUGUCACCAAGCUGUUUCUGCGAUGUGGAGCAAAUGCCGCCUGGCAGUCAUUGAUAUCACAUAAUGGGUUCUUCUCAUUACCGUUAUUUAUGUUCAGGUGGCGCAAAACAGAUUAAUCUGUUCCGUCACUCAGAAGACUUUCAUUUUCCUCUUUUCAUUUCCAUUCCAAGUGACAAGACCCAAUUCAAUCAAGUGUAUUGUUCAGAGGAAAUUUGCAGCAGAUGCAACAUGACUUAUUGAGCAUUUGACACAUUCCUACAAAAGGAACUAAAUCAUAAAGAAGUUUAUUUUGAACCCUGAUUAUGAUUCACUGUUGCUGGUUUGUUCUUUCCAGAAGCAAAAUAGAGUUUCUGUGCUGGCCCGUCAAAAUAACAGAUUUUACUAGAUGAUAAAUUGCCCCAGAAAUUAUUAUGACAAACGAUAAUAUUGUCAUUUUGAGACAAUUUUCAAAUAAUGACGAUGGCAUAACAAUGUGAAUACACCCUCUCAAAUUUCAGAAAGCUUGAAGACAUUUUAAAUAUUCAAAAUAUCUCAGUAACAAUAUAUAUCACAAUAGACAUGUGAUCAAUAUCAAUAGAUAAUGUCUGAUAGAUUGUUCAUUAAUUUCACUGAACUCUGAUCCACAAAUGCAAAGCAUUGUGGGGGUUGUUGGCAGAGGAAAAGCUUUAGCCGCUCAACCUCUCAUGGCCAGCUAAGAAAGGUUGGUGGAAUCAACUAACUCACCCUUUGGUUACCUAGCAACUCACUCGUUCUAUGGUUACCUGGCAACAACCUUUUGUGUAACUGGCACAGCAGCAGUUUAAGAUUUUGACACUGUUUGUCAUAACUGCUUAAAAGUAAUAAAGAAAAACAGCUUGGAGCAAAAUGAGAAAAUGAGUACAACAGCUCAAAAAGAAAUUGUAGAUUAAACAGGAAAGUUUGGGAGUAUUUCAGAAAUUUAAAGCAAAAAAUUAGCAAUAAUUAUUGAUAUUAACUGAUAAACACUUACGAUAUGACACCGAACUAAGCUAUAUAAUAGUGUAGACUGCAGGCACGGGCAGAGCACCACAACACAAUUAUUAUGCAAUGAAAUAAAAACAGUAUGAGCACAGAUGCAAAGUGUAUUAUAAAUAAAUUAAAUGCAUCUAGUCUAUUAUUUAUUCGCUCUUUGUUUGCUGAUGUUCAGCAGCAUGCUGAAAUGUUUUAUAAUAUGCUUCUUUCACUCAGUGGAAGUACCUAUUGACCCUUUACAACUACCUCACUUAAUCAUUCAAGACAGAUGUCAGAAGUGAAGAACAGGAGUGUUGAACAGAGCGACUGAAACUGGUUUCCCAAGUUGUUUUUGUCAGUUUAUUCACGGCUUCUACUUGUUUGUGUCGAGAUGAUUUGUUUUUGAACGUAACGCACUUGAUUGAGGCUCGUAAAUGGCGGGACUUACAGAAGUUUGAAAUAGUUAGCUUAGAAACCGACCCAUACUUCCUGCCUCCUUUAACGUGUUAAUCAAAUUAUCAACUUUGUCUGAAUUCACACCACAUGAUUUAUGUCACUAUGUCAUAAACAUGUUUCCCCUUACACCGGAGCAGGAUUAAAAGCAUACAAAAGAAAAGAUGCUAAUCAGUUUUUCUCGUACAUGUUACAUGGCUACAUGAUGGUGGGCCAUUGUUUCCAUGGUUACCAAUGAUUAGCUGCGUACCUUCUCCAUAAUGCAAUAUUUGAUAUCUUUCUAAUCUUAAUUACUUAUAACGUAUUUGAACGUUUAUCUUCUUACCUUGUAAAAAGUGUUCUCUGCAGAUCUGCAAUUACACCGAGCUCAUUAUGAUUGACGGCUGCUAUCCAUCGCCAACAAGUUUGGUUUUCAUCCGUUUCUGUGCAGCCGACUGCGCAGCAUCCUAUGACGAUUUUUAAAGUGAAAUCAAAUAGAAGCGAUAUUAGGCUACAGGUGUCGGUUUUUUGACAGGCUUAGGUUGUUUUGUCGUCCAAAUUCUGAAGAAUGUCAAUAGACAAGAUAUGCGAACUCAGUGAAAUUCUGGAAAUAUAUUCUUUGGAUCCCUAUGCAGUACAGAAAUGUACAUCUUAUUCCCUCAAUACUUUGUCUGGGCUCCUUUGCAUGAAUUACUGUAUCGGUGCAGCACAUCAUGGAGGAGAUCAGUCUGCCUCCCCUGCUUGUUGCUGUGGGGGCCCUGAGUCCCCGCCUUGACAUCUCAUGUUUUGCGUCUUUGCUGCACUUUAGUUUUAUUGAUGCUCUACCUGUGUGGGAGCGCAUGGCUGGCCUUAAGAGCUGCCUUUAUCUCUCUACCUGCGGUGCUGCGGCCUUUUGGAGUCGAGGCCGCCUGUUCUUUGUUGUUUCAUUCCACAGCUUUAACAACUGUAUUGUUCACAUUCAACACAACUAUUUCUACAUAUACUCUCACCCAGACACACACACAUAUACUGACACACAUAUAGAUCAGAUGGCUUAAGGUUGUACAAACACAGGUUAUUAUUACGUCAAGGCUGCCAACCCACUUUGAGGCUGGAUGCAGUGUGGAUUUAAUAAAGUCAGCCAUGCAAUUAGGAUACCAUCUCCAGAUAUCUUUUUUUAGAGCAAAUCUACCCUGGCAACCUGAAAUGUCAAAGACAAGGGCAUGUUUAAAAAAGUAAAAAGUUUUGGUAUAGGCAGGAAAA